GUCUUAAGUACAAGGGGCAACUCUGGACUGUUGGAUUGGCUAGUGUCCUAGUCCUGUGCUGUCAGCCACGGCAGAGCUUAGUGGAGGGAGAAUCAACCUCAAGGGGGUACUUGCCUGGAGGCAGAGUCCAAGGUCCAGUCCAAGGUCCAGAGUAUCUCAGUUCACGUAGUCAGACAAUCCAAGGGUCAAGAAAGCCAAGCGUCCAAGCCGAAGUCACGAGAAGUAAGAAGCAAGGUCCAGCCAGGAACAACGAAUGUUGUUUCCAGCAACUGAGGCUGGAAACUCUGCUUACAAAAGCUGGAGCUUUCUGCUGCUGCUCAGCAGGUGAAGAAGAUUCCUGGUCCUGGACCCCUGCCUCCCGCUGCCCCCUCCUUAGCUCGCUCACUGACACUAUCCCUCGCACUGAGACCUGAUAUGGCCAAACCAAGCCGUGAAAUGUGGCAAAUGAACAAACAAUGCAUGUAUGACAUUUUAUUGAAGGGGGGGGGGGCAAAUAUAAAUGUGAAAUAUAAAUACAAUGCAAGAAAGGGUAUGUGUUGGUGUAUUUUAGUUGGUAUGUGGCCUAUAAUAUCAAACCUUUUCCCAAACUUGAUCUGGAAUGAAAGAAGACAGCAAUACUGUAUUAGUGUCUUCCCUAAUACAGUGUUUUGGCUUCAAAACCUAAUGAGUGAUUAUGUCACCUAGUAGAAAAUUUAAAAAUGUUUGGAUAACAAAGACUCUUCAACAUUAGUAUUGUCAGCGUCCAAAAUAUAUCAAAAAGUGUUCCUAGUAUACUUGAAAUACAUCAGAAAGGACUCUCAGCAAGUCUUUCUGAUUUCAAAAUCAGAAGCAGUUUUUUUUUAAAAAAGUAUUUUAUUUGUAUAGUUAUUUACAGAACUUUCUUUCAAAGGAUGAAUGCCCCGAUUUAAUUUUUUUAGACUUUUAAAUUCAAAUUAUAAUCCGCAAACUGCAAUCCUGUGACCCCAGAAAUAUAUCCCAAGAGUCUGAGGAAACAUCAGAGCUCCUUGUCCAUCGAUGAUGGAGAAAUAAAAUGUCAGAUCCCCCACACAACAGUUAUGGAGACAUCUAACAGCUUUUGAAGCUCCAACAUUGGUAAGGGCCCCAAGCUGCUGUGAAUCUCUCCCCCAGUUUCCCCUAAAGUUUUUCCCAGUGGGAGGAAAAUAGUUAUUUAUAAAAACAUCCGUUAAAAGGACAGGAGUGCAAGAUCACUUAUCCACCCUCAUUUAUUUCCUGCCAGGAAGAGCAGAGUUGGAGAAGGCAGUUCAACCACCUUCUGUACCACCCCGUAGGACUGAAGUCUAAAAAUACCUAUGUGGGAUGAGCCACAGGCUGCCACAGUAGAGACGCCUGGAUCCUCACUGGCAGCUGUGCCGGCAGAGCUCUACAGAGCCCAGCACAGUGACUAGAUGAGGCUUCCUCAACCUUGGCCCUCCAGAUGUUUUGAGACUACAAUUCCCAUCAUCCCUGACCACUGGUCCUGCUAGCUCGGGAUCAUGGGAGUUGUAGGCCAAAAACAUCUGGAGGGCAAAGGUUGAGGAAGCCUGGACUAGAUCCACAGUACUGGAGGUGGUUACACUUGCUUGGUUUAUAGUCCUAUUGGGUUUGACUAAAUUACUUCAGGUCCACUUUCUCCAGUUUAUCUCAUUUGCAAGUUGGGUUUAUGUUUAACAAAUAUUUGACCAAAGCAGCUAUAUAAAUGUGCUAGCCGCAGCUCAAUAAAAUGGAGGAUUGUUUUUUUAAAAAAUAACCUAAUUUUCAGCACCAUACCUGAAAGCUUUUCUUCCAUGUUCAUACUUGUGAAACUUUAUCUACAAACUUCAAAAUGAAGUGAAGUAUUAAAAGGAGCCUGGCAUAAUUCAUUAAAUAGAUAAAUGAAGUUAAUCAAAGUAAUUAUUUUCCUAUUAAAUGAAAUGAUUUAAAUUAAGUAAACAUUUUCAUUUUGUAACUUGCCAGUCUUUAUAGAAUCCUUUACCCACUGCUCAGACAAAAUUUUAAACUUCCUUUUGAACGUUCUUCUCAGUGUCUUUAUCUCCUUCAAAUGAGCAUGAUCUCCACUGAUUACAUGGGACACACCCUCUUCAAGCUGCUGAACCACUUUUGCUCCAUGAAAUCGAAGUAUCAGCGCAGUUGAUAGUUUUGUUUGUUUAAUCCUAGCACCUGAAUUACUCAAUUCAUCAGAAGGAUCCACGUAAAUCGUGUGCUGCCUGAACAUACUUAGUGGAGAGCUUUCCCAUGAAUAACGUGCUUCUAUGUCAGCAAUUGCAUCCUGAGAGAUCUCUGCCUGAAAGUUAUUCAUUCUUGAGAACACCUUCUUUAGUUUGGCAAUAUCAGUAUCACCUGUGUAACUAUCACCAUAGCAGUCAUAUUCACAGGCAAAAUGUUGUUUUGUUUCUGGAGACAUGUGAAUCAUGAAAUCAAGCUGCCAGGGUACAAAUGUUUUGGAUUGAAAGCACUGUAAAAGCCACUCCGCUCUCACAACAUCAUACUUGUCAGAAGAAAUAAUAUUUUUCACUCUGACAUUCUCAAUUCCUGCAAUCACACAAUAGGUGUCCAAACCAGGAUUCUGGACUAUGCUGCCACCAUAUUCCGCUAUUUUACUUUCCAGCUGAUAUUUUGAAUAUUUUUGUGUCCCUGUCAUAACACAAAACUCAACAUCUUCAAAUAUACUGGAAAUCUGGUUUACAUUUGAAAGAUCAGGAGCUUUAAAAUGAUCUAUUAAACCAAUUUUUUUUUUAAUCUUGGGCACAGUUUUACGUUUCUUUCCUUGUGGCUCAUCAUUAUCUAUAUCAAAGUGCUUAGUCGCUAGCUUUCCACAAGCUUUACCUCUGAGUUGCUCUAGAAUGUCAAGAGUCAUACAAUCAUGCCAUUCUUUAUCUUCUCUUAUCCUCUCAAUACGAGGGAAACGUAAUGUAUAAUCAGUUUUGUACAUAUCACUGCUCACAAUCUCCGCUGCUUUAAUCUGGACGAUGACUGAAUUACAAGGCUCAAUAUAGACUUCAGGCUUCUCAGUUCCACACAAGAUAUUUAAAGGAGGAUCUUUUUUACGAUAAGGUUUCCAAUAUUUGGCUAAUUUCAAGCCAAGAUCAUAAAGUUCUUUCAUAGUGUAACCAGAACCAACACGACAAAUGGAGUGGAACACUGAUGGUUUUUCACCAGGCGGAGGAGUCUCAGCAACUGCACAUAAAAAAUGUGACAUCAUGCCACCACGAAGACCUUUUCCCCAGUAGCCCCCAACAAUUAAAAGGUCUAGUUCAUCCAUUAGUUCACUAACAUACUCUGGUUUGAUCUUGAACCAUCCUUCCCCACGUUUGUCCGGCUUGUAAAUUGACAUGGGAUCUUUUAUCACAAUUCCUUCUUCUCUGUUAUCUAUUGCUUCAUUUAGAGAAUCUAUUACUUCUUUCUGAGUGUUAGCUUGAUUUUUAGGAACAAACUGCAAACGACCUUCUAUUGGUGUAAACAUCUCAUUCAGUUUCUCAUAUCUUUUGCUCAACAUCUCAUGACCCAAUUUUUGAUUAUUAACCAUUAGAACAUCAAACACACAGAAGCAUGUCUGUAAUUCUGAAUCAUCUGUUAUCUUUUUUAUGUCAAAUUUGCUACCCUUCUGUACAAAGUUCUGUGUGGUGGGAUUGUAGGCCAUCAUUUCACCAUCCAGAAUGCAGUUCUGAAUAUUAUUGUUGAAGAUAUUAUGAAUAAAUGGAGUCAAUGAACCUUCCAAGGGAGAAGCUCCAAACUGCUGAGUAUAAUCAUACCCAUUUCGGGAAAAAUACUUGUAAACAUCUCCAUCUUUGUGCAUCUGCAUUCGCUCACCAUCUAAUUUGGUUUCUAUGUAAAAACUCUGGUUGUUCAUUUGUUUUUCAAUUUUUUGUAUAUCAGCAAUAGCAGCAAGCAUCGGUUUAAAGGCAGAAAAUAAUGUAAUAGAAACAUCACUAAGAAAUACAGAAGGAUUGUGUAACUGUCUACAGACUUUCUCCAAAUCAGUUGUAACAUUGUGCAACUCUGAAGCAUCAGGAUGAAAGAUGGAAAGUAAGGUUUGCUGGCUGACACCAAGUUUCAAAUCUUUUAUGAUCAUCCUGAUCAACCAUUUCUGUUCAAGUGCUGAACUCUGAGUUAUUAACUGAAGAAGGCUCUUCUUGACCAGAUCCCUCCUUUUGGCAGCAUUAUUAUUAGAAAUGGAAUCUAAAAUAUCGUUCACUUGUUUUAUGGUCAGUUGACCUUUCCUGGGACACCUUUGUUUCAACACAAAAUAGGCAAUCAUAGCAAAGUCUCCAGCAUCUCCCCGUGAGCCAGUAGGUGUUCGAUAAUUUAAGAGUUUUAAAGCAUCUUUUCCAUCUUUGGGUAAAUUUAACAGCUCAAUAUACAGCUUAGCAAGCAUGGUUUCUUUAAUUCCAUAAGCCAUCCUUUCUCUUUCCAACUGUGGAAGAAUAAGCCUCAUUGCUGGAUAAAAAGAAUCUGUUACAUCUUUUUCAUUUUUAUGAAGAGCAUCAUGAUAUUUCCUCCAGGAAUCUAAAAACUCCUUGAAAUUCUUGGUUUUCUCAGGUCGGGAUUUGCAUUUUUGUAUUCGUUCUAAUGUUGAACAGAGAUCUUCAAAAGGAACUUGUGAUGCCACAGUUAGUUGGGAAGGAGAACAGGAAGUAGAGAUGGAAGACAUCUUGAGUAUUUCACUACAAAAAGAAAGAAAAUAGCAAGCUUGUUUUCAAAUAGUACAGCUCCCACCUUAUUCCUGCUUUUCCUUGAAUUAGCCACAUAGCUCUACAUUUAAAAUGAAUCUCAGUUUCAUUACACAACGUUAGAUCCAGUUACGGAUGACUCUGGGGCUGCGCGCUCAUCUCGCUCUUUAGUUUAGAAAAAUGGUAAGAUGAUACAUGCAUCAUUUUAUUAGUAUGCCAUCUAUGCAUGAUGUGGUGAUAGCUGUGGAGGGAUUUAGGAAGUUUUUCUCUUCUCAUAACUCAGGACCACCUGUGAAGCUGAAUGUUGAAAAGAAAGGCAAAAAAGUACUUUUUCACACAGUGCACAACUAAACUAUGGAAUUCAUUCCUGCAAGACAUAGCGCUGACCACCAAAUCUGAUGGCUUUAAAAGAGCAUUAGAUAAAUUCAUGGAGCCACAGUGGGAAUGUUCUACCCCCCACAGUAAGAUGCAAUUUGCCUCUUAAUGCUAGCUGCUGUGAAUCGCAAGUGAGGAGAGAGAGGGCUGUUGUUCUCAUCUCCUGUGUGGGCAUUUCUUCUAGAGAGAAGAGAUGCUGGACUUGAGGGGUCAGUGGUCUGGUCUAGCUAGAUGACUGCAAUGGAGUGACCGAAAGAGGAGAGAACAUGAGACACACGAGAGAAAGAAGUAUCUCACCGUCUGGAUAGGUCGUAUUUCCAGGUUCAUACUGGAGAACAACGUUGAAAUCUCUGUAGUUUUAACAUGUGGGAGGAGCACGACGUCGCAGACGCCGAUCCAGAAACCACAUGCUGACGUAGCUGCCACUGCCCGCAGGUGUGUCCAGGCCACUUCGGGGUCCCUGCGGCGAAGGCGACCCAGCAAGAGCAGCCCGGGGGCUUCUCCUCCCACGUCCAAGCCUUGGCCUGAGGCGCCGGAGGGUCUGCCGACACGCAGAGGGGAGAGACCCCGCGGAGCCGCGGCCGGCCUGCUGGGCCCAGGGCUCUGGCUCCCUCCCUCCUCGCCCACCUCCGCCGCUCGCCCAGAGACCAAAGCGCAGCCUGACAGGAAGAGCGCCGAAGGCCUUUCUGCUCUGCGCACGCGCGAAACCUCGCCUGUUCUCGCGGAGUUUCCUUCUUCCUUCCUCCACCACCAGGCGCUUCCCUGAUAGGCUGCGUCGCGGCGCUCGUUGGAAACCUUUGCCCUUCGAACUCUGACCCGGAAGCGUUGCCGUCCGUGCCGGUUUCCCGGAAGUGGUGAGUGGGCGAGGAGAUUCCCGGCCGGGGGGCGGGGAGGACGACGGAGGAGGCGGGAGCGGGGCGCGGGCAUGUCCCGCCCGGGACCGCGAUGAGGUGGGCGCCUCGGGGCUCCAUCCGCCCCAGCGGAGCAGCGGAGGCUCGGGGAGGGGCGGCCGGGGAGCCGCGGGACUCUCUUCUCUGCCCUGCGCUCCUCGCGGAGGACGGCCUCGUCCCCCGCCUGCCCUGCGCCAGCGCCCGGGAGCUCUCGCCUUCCGCCUCGCAGCAGGUGGCGAAGCGCGGCUUGCCUGGCGCUUCCUGGGCCGGGCGGCGGCGGCGGCGGCUCUCGGUGCUGCAGGAAGGCCCUUUCUCCCGGCUGACCCCUGCCUCGGCCCCCUCCUGCCCAGAACCCACAUCCCGCGUCCUUGUCUCGCCCAGGCGGCUGCCGCGCCUCGCACCGAACGCCCGCGCCCUUCGAGGGCAGCGCAGCCCGGCGCCGUCGGUUCUGACCGGUUGCCGCUCUCUCUCUGGCCUCGCUGCGUGAAGAUCUGCCGGCAGCCUCAUUACUUAGCUCUAAAUGACAUUCUUUGGAAUGUAGCCCUGCUGAGUUUGUAUAGUAUCUGAAAUAAGUGUGCUUCCUAGUUCCAGUUUAUUUCACUGGGAUUUGCUUCGAUGUGAGUAUGUUCACGGUGGUAGAAUGGCUUUGUGCAUGUUUACCUGGAAGUCCUGAUUUUUCCAAGUAAUAAUGCAUGUAGCCUCCACUCUAUUAGAAGGCAAAAGUUUGGCUUGAUGGUGUCAUUCCAGAAGCUUUGGUGAUAGCCACAGUAGAAAUCCAGGAACGCUGUCUGGGUAAUAUAUUGUUUAAAAUAUUAUUUAAUAGCCUAAAAACUUGCUUGUGAAAAAUCACAUCAUUCUGGGAGCAUCACUCUGGGAUGCAUAGUUGAGUUUGUGAGUUCUCUUUUGUAUAUGAACACUGCAGCCUGUAAUGCCCUAUUAAAAAAGCAACUCUUAACUGGAAAUUAAUAAGAAUGAUGUCUGAUACAAGAUGUUUUCCGAAGCUGCAAUUACUUAUUUGAUAAAUUUAACAGUUAUUAAUGUAGCCUCAUUCCUGUUUUUCAAAAUUAACAAUUAUGAUAGUGAGGCAAUACUGGCUAAUACACUUCCUUUUGUAACCUGGCACACCAUCGGUACUAAUUUAAGUGCUGUAUGUCCUGUUUCUGGAUAUGAAGGCCUAACAAUACAGUAUUCACUUGAAAUGGAGCAAUUACAGCUACAGCAUAUGCAGUAUUCCAAAUUGGCUGAAUCGUAUAUUUUGUGUGUGUGUGGCUAUGGACCUAAAGGACUAUGGAACUUCCCAUGAGUGGUGGUGCAGGUGCAGGUGACUGCAAGCUUUUAAGUAAGCAUUAGUCUAUUUCAGAUGGCUUUUACCUAACAUAUGCUGUAAUCCUAUUUGCUUCAACCAGGUAGCUUAGCAGGUUUUAAGUGGUGGUUUUGCUGGUUUGAUGAGUUGUUUUAUUAUUAUAGGUUUAAAUUUUCUGGUAUUGUAUAUUCUGCUGCCACCACUACUAUUAACUCAAAUCAAUGUCGCUCCUGGCCUUUUGAGCAUCAAAGUGUCUUUGAUGCUACACUGUUCAAAAUGGGGUGACCAACUGUGGUCAUGGAUGGGAUGGAAGGGGGUGACUAGAAGAGCAUGAGGGAGAUGCAAGCAGGGGCCCCCUAGAAGCAGGGAGUUUGAGUGAUCAAGAGAGGUCAGGAGAAGGAGGGCCUUCCAGGACAGGCUUAGAGACUGAGAGUCACAGUGUGAGUGCCAACUUAAGAGGAGUCGGAGGUUGGCCCUGCUACACAGCAGCAAAACAGUCUCAGUCCUUCUGGCUUGCCUCCCCCUCUGCCACCCCACUCAAAAAGAGUCCUGCACAUUGCUGAGCAACGGGCCAGGCAGGCCCAGAGGAGGAGUUUGCCCCCUCAAUGCAGACUUCGUCCUCUUGGGAGAGAUUCAGAGUGAAAGGCUAGAGGUGGGAAGCUCGGAGCUAGUGGGCAGUUUCAGCAAUGUUUUAGCUGGAUUAAGAUGAACCAGAGGAAUCUGCUGUGUUAUUUUCUGUUAAUAAGGAGCUAAUUGCAUUCCGUGCCUUUCAUGUAUGUGCCUGCCCUGUGGUUGGCCUGGAUUGUUGAUAGCUCCUUGACAGUUGUUCACAAAUUUAUAAAGAUACAGGUUUGGGAAACUACCCCCUCUAAAUGACAUAUUUUGCACACAAAAUUUAUUUCAUCUUCAGCUGAAUCCCCUAUCUUGUCUUUAAUUGCUUUACAAAGAUCCAUAAAAUCUAACAACAUCGUUUUAGGUAGUCCUAUAUUUUUAUUUUAUUGGUCCUCAGUUACCAGGCACCUGUGUUACUUUAUCCUAUUAUUCUGAAUGGCUUUAGUUUGAAGCAUUUAGGCAUUUUGUGUAUUGUCUAUAUCAGUGACCACUGGUCCUGUUAGCUAGGGAUUAUGGGAGUUGUAAUCCAAAAACAGCUGGAGGGCCAAGUUUGGCCACCACUGGUCUAUAUGAUGCUAGCUGGGAUCCAGAGCCUCAUUAUGUGAAGGCACAUCUGUUUCCAACAGUUUCUCUUGAUUCCCUAAUCCUGCUCUGCACUCCCAGACAUACUGUACUGUUUGUGAGGGUAGUAGCUGCUGUGGGGGGCAUAGCGACUGGUAGGGGUGUUUGAAAGAUGCUAAUCAAAUUGUACUUAGUGAUUGUAUUUAGAAAAGUGUCGUUUAAGCAGCUCCAGAAUUUUUUCUGCUUUUGCUAUUGAGCUUUGGAGUUAUUUCUUGUAGAAGGUCAUCUCCCCACUUUAUUACACAUUAUGCUCUCUGAAGAAAUACUAAUGGCAUUGAUUACACACAAUGUAAUUCUAGAUCUAGAUUUCCUUGCCCCAACUGUAUUUCAAUUUAUUUUGAAAGCCCACGCGUCUUUUUAUUUAUUUAAAUUAUUUAUUUAAAUUUAUUUUGGAGCCCACGCGUCUUUUGCACUACAUAAAGUAUAGGUAUGAAUUACCUUAUACAUUUGUUGUCCCUUUUAAAAGUUGUUUUUAAAGAAGCUUAUUUAUUUUCUUUUUUCAGGCUUCAUAUGGACUAAAGAUUCAUUGACUACUAUAAUGGAAAAAUCAUGGAUGCUUUGGACUUUCAUUGAAAAGUGGCUCCUUGCAUUGGUCUCGUGGUCCUGGGGCCUCUGCCGUAUCUCUCUCUUACCUUUGAUAGUAACUUUUCAUUUGUAUGGAGGCAUGAUAUUACCUCUGUUAAUAUUUGUAUCUAUUGCAGGUAUAUUAUAUAAAUUCCAGGAUGUGUUGCUUUAUUUCCCAGAGCAACCUGCUUCAUCACGACUCUAUGUCCCCAUGCCUACUGGCAUCCCACAUGAAAAUAUCUUCAUCAAAACCAAAGAUGGUGUGUUGCUCAAUCUGAUUCUUCUCAGAAACACAGGAGACAAUUCCUCUUAUUCACCUACUAUCAUUUACUUUCAUGGAAAUGCAGGAAACAUUGGUCACAGACUACCCAAUGCUUUGCUGAUGCUGGUAAACCUGAAAGUAAACUUAUUGCUGGUUGACUAUAGAGGCUAUGGAAAAAGUGAAGGAGAAGCAAGCGAGGAUGGCAUCUAUUUAGAUUCUGAGGCUGUGCUAGACUAUGUGAUGACUAGAUCUGAUCUUGACAAGACAAAAUUUUUUCUCUUUGGACGUUCUUUGGGGGGAGCAGUUGCUAUUCGCCUAGCAUCUGAGAAUUCCCAUAGGAUUUCUGCCAUCAUCGUGGAGAACACAUUCCUUAGUAUCCCGCAUAUGGCCAGCACUCUGUUUUCUUUCUUUCCGAUGAGGUACCUUCCCUUGUGGUGCUAUAAAAACAAGUUCCUCUCCUAUCGAAAAAUAUCUCAGUGCAGAAUGCCUUCACUCUUCAUCUCUGGGCUUGCUGACCAGCUGAUUCCUCCCGUUAUGAUGAAGCAGCUUUAUGAGCUUUCCCCUGCUCGGACUAAGAGAUUGGCAAUAUUUCCAGAUGGAACUCAUAAUGACACUUGGCAGUGCCAGGGCUACUUCACAGCCCUUGAACAAUUCAUCAAAGAAGUUGCAAAGAGUUAUUCCCCUGAAGAAAUGGCAAAAAUGUCAUCUAACGUAACAAUAAUAUAACUAACUCCAGUCUUUCUGUCUGAUACAACUGCAUUGUACCUGGAUUUGUAGAAAGUGAUAAAGAAUGACAAUUUUUAAAGUGUGUACUCUGUCUUGUACUUAUCUAAAGAGCAAAAUUAAACAUGGAGAGAUCUAAUAAAUUAUGAGCCAGAUAGUUUUUACACUUAGCGUUAUAAAUAAGUGAUGUUUUUGAUAAAAUUAAUCUUAAUUUCCAUUUCUUAGAUUAAGACACAUUAAUAAACUUAUUGGUAAAAAUUAAGUUAACCCUUGGGGAGAUCUGAUGUGGUGCAAGAGGAAUCCACUUGUGCAAUGGGACUUCUUUCCUUUGUAGCGCCCCCCCCCCCCCCAAAUUUUGCUCCAGAGGAUUAUAGGAUGCUUCAUAGGGCAGGGUGGGAUGGGGCAGGGAGAAGAGAAACCGGAAGUUCUGUUGUACAAGAAGAUUUCUGUUGUGCAGGCAGACAGACAUCAUUGGAUGUUGCCCACUGGUUUUAAGAGAAGAACAGAGCUGUUGCAUGCAGUGUAUGUUUUGGCUGCAUAGGUAACCAUGAUUAGCGGCACACACUAUAGCUAGAGCUUUGGGAUGCAUGAUAAACCCCUGAAUUCUUUUGUUAUGCAUCUCAGAUUGUGUAGUGUGCUUAAUAUUAUAAGUAGCACUAAUGGCCCCGUGGGCUCCUUUGGGAGGAAAGGCAGGGUAGGAAUUUAAAAAAUUAUGGAAAUACACUCUAUUCAGUAUGACAUGGCUGCAUUCAUUGCUUAUUACAUCCACAUGCAGGAUGAAUGGAGAAAAGAUGCAUUUAAAGUUAAUGAUAUAUUAGUGUUGAUAUUCUCAUCCAGUCAUGAAGACGGGCUGACUAGUGUUCAUGUUGCUAUGUUUGCUAUCCUUAUACUGAAAGGUUUACUGCCCUUAGCGCUUGUGCAUUUUGCCUCUUGUGCUUGUUCCCCUAGAAGCCAUGAGUGCUAAAUGCAUCAAACCUAAAGUCAGGUUGGAAUAUUGCUUUCUACUUAAACAAGAAUAUGGCAAUUGGGAGAAGCUGGACUACAGGGAAAGGGUUUUUUAAAAAUCUACUGUCUAACAUUUACUUCUGCUUUUCAUAUCAAACUCCUCUUUAACUAUUUUAAAACGUUUAAUUAAAAAGUUUUCUUGUAGGAGAAUUGGUUUUCUUUCAUUGCAGCAUGGUUGUCAUUUUCUAAACAUUGUUGACAGAUGUCAUGUAACAUGAAUAAAACUGAAAAUAUUUUGGUUAUUAAAGGCCAGAAUCAUAGGUGUACUUCUCAGGAAAUAAGUCCCACCAAACAACAGGACUUCCUCAUGAAAAUAUACUUGGGAUUGAGCUAUUAAGAGGGCCAGACUAAGUGAUGAAGACGGUAUUAAAUAAUGAGUUUGAUAUUGAGUAUACUUUACAAAAUCAAAUUACUUAUUCUAUUAGGAUAUCUAGUAUGUGUGUGUGUUGUUUUAUUUUUACUUUAUAAACAAUUCAUUUAUUGCAAAAAACUUAUUUUUUAUUUUCCGAGAAAGAGAAAAAACAGUUUACCCAUUUAGAGUGCUCCAGAAUCUUACAGAAUGCAAUUUUAACCACUCAUUUUUUAAGAUGUAGUAAAAUCAAACAGUCAGUUUUGAAACUGGUUGUGCUUGUUUGAAAAGCGCAUAAAUCAAGGUAUUAUGCAUAUGCUUGUGCAGGAAGUGGAAAACUAAUGGGUAAUACUUAAUUGUUAGUCAUACUCAGAGUAGACACACUGAUAUCAGUGGACUGAAAUUACUUAAAUCCAUUGAUUUCAGUGAGUCUGCUGAGUAUGACUAACAUUGGACAUUGCCCCUUAGAACCAAUAUUGAGUAUUUAUUUGAGGACAUUUUCUUUCUGUUUUUUCCUCUAUCUUCUCUGACAUAAUUGUUUCCUGUUUAGUCUUCUUCCAACAUCUCAUUCAUCAUCCUAUUAACAUUUAUUACAUGACACAGAAACUGCAAAUAAACUCUUAAAUAAUUUGAUAUAUUUCAGCAACUACAGGAUUUGUACUUUGCCAUUCUUUUUUGUGGUAUGCUAUUUUAGCUUCAUCAGUUUUGGAAACAUGCCUCUAUUAGUGUUCACAGAAAGUAAAUUAAUCCUUACACAAAACUUUCAGCGUUAGCAUGCAAUAGCACACUGUAGGAUGUAGAUCAUACCAUCCACAGUUGUAGAAAGUGUGAAGUUAAAACAGUGCAGGAAUGCUGCAAUGACACCCUAGACGACAAUGAUCAGUAUAUUAUUGGCCUGAGUAUUGCUUUGGAAGAGAAUCUUACAGUAAUUAUUAAUCUUAUAGCAUUUGUUGUAGAUAUAUCCCUUUCCCCUCAUCUUUUUAUAAUGAUAUGUGUAUUUGCUAUGUGCACUUUGACUUUGCUUGGAGCUCAUCAACUUGUAGAAAAAAUAUAGGUUACAUUAUCUUUUAUAUAAGAGCAACUGAACAGCCUUUUGUGGGACAGUAAAUCAGCCGAGACUUGAGCUUCAAAUUUUGCCUCUGAAAUCUGUGGUACUUUCCAGAAAGAUUAGCAAUGGUCUAGUUUUGAAUGGAGAAGGAUUCAUUGACUCCCCAGUUAUGCCUGAAGAGAUAAGAGAAGCUUAUGCUUUCAAGUAAGUACUUGUGCAGAGCUGGAGUACGAUGCUUGUAUGAAAUUUGUGCUUGUUUUCACAAUGAGUAUUUGCAUAGGAACUGUAUAAAGCCCCUUUCUAUUUCAGAUGUCACCCCUCAGGAAGGUCAGGCUUUUAAAUAUUAUAGCACAAGCUUAUUGGGUCCAAUUGUAAUGACAGGUGUAUUGUUUUGAAUACAUUUUUAUCUUUGAUAAUUCAGCAAAAAAAUCUGGAUUAAUAUAUGGGACCAAUUGAGGGUCUGUACUCAAGGGUUUGUGCAUUGUGGCACAAGGUGAUACUGAAAUCAGAGUAAGGAUAUUUAAAUGUCCUUUUGGUGCUCUUAUUUAUUUGCUAAGGUUAAAUACCCUAACUUCUGCUUUGACAGAUCCACAAAAUAAAGGCUACUGAAAUUUCAGUAAAAUUCAAUUAGAAAAUAAUUAUAGGGAAACAUCUAUAGAUUUUUGUUGUUUGUGUAACUUUUUGCAAAUGACACAAAACUUUAUGGUAGAACUCUUGCCAAAAAAAAAAAAAUUGCUGCAUGCAAUAGAAUUAAAGAUACUUGUGGGUUCAAUUUUGAAUGUUUCACUUAGAUCAAAACAAAAAUUAAAACUGCAGCCAUAUGUAUUUUCACUUAAAGUAAAUAUUGUUGAGUUCUGUGAGAUUUGCUUAUAAGUAAACAUGUUUAGGGCCAGACUGUUGGUAUAUGUAUGUUUUCUACAGAUUAAAAACAAUACUUGUCAUUUCAUAUUUUUAGACAUGCAUUUAAUUAAGCACUUUCAUUUUCAUUUUAAUGUUUUUUUUUACAAUAGUAGAUUGAUUUUCCUUUUACAUAACCUCUAUUUUUAUGUACUAACAUAUGCAAUAAAUUGAUAACACCUACAAUUGC
Messenger RNA from Podarcis lilfordi (Lilford's wall lizard), 13506 nucleotides. Lineage: Eukaryota; Metazoa; Chordata; Lepidosauria; Squamata; Lacertidae. The record is from the annotation of a GenBank genome assembly.